Molecule: messenger RNA, 966 nt
Organism: Enterobius vermicularis (human pinworm)
Lineage: Eukaryota; Metazoa; Nematoda; Chromadorea; Rhabditida; Oxyuridae
Source: the annotation of a GenBank genome assembly
AUGUGUUCAAAAAUAAAGGAUGGAAUUUAUGGUACCUGGCAGUUUGGAGUAUCAUCUCGUAAAGAUGGAAUUUAUUGGUAUAUAUUCGAUAUGCGACGAUCACAGUUUGUUGUUACUGAAGCCAACUCAGCGGUUGUUCGAAUUUUGCCGUUCCACUGUUCCCAACUUAAGGUAAUUACCGGUAAUAUCAAAUGGCUUGGAAUUCGUGGUAUCAACAACAGUGACUUAAUUUUAACAUUUUUAUUUGAACAGAAAACUGGUAAAUAUUAUUUGGUGACAAUGCGCGAUAAUGGUGACCAUAUUUCAGUAGUCUAUGAACAUUUUAUUUAUGUGGAAAGAGUCGACGAACUUACUCAAGCGUUCAUUACAAAAGAUGAUCGAGAUAAUUUGUACGCUAUGAUAAUUUGGCAGGCUGGUGGCAAUGGUCCAAAGACAUUUAUUCAUGCUCUUCGAAUAAAUAUUUGUCUUCCUGUUGGUAUGAUUACCACUCGUAUUGCUGCUGAUGAAAAUUUUGAUGGCAAAUGGUGUCGACCAUUUGUGAUUGAAAAUCACUUAGUACUUCGUGCGGGUAUUGCAUAUUCAUUAUCUGUUCCAAUACGAAAAAUUUGUAAAUCAGUUGAUGGAGAUUCGCCCAACAAAGAAGCAUUUACGCCAAAGAUACAGUAUAUCAACACUGGAACAUUGAUCAACGAUUCGUCAAACCUAUUUUUUGGUUCAGUUUUAUAUCGAGAUUGGGAUAUACAUUAUGUUCAUAAUACCAUUGCAAACGAUGGUCAACUCUGGGGAUAUCACUGGAAAAGUUCAACAUGGAAACCGUUGAACGUACGCUUUACACGUCAUGCUUUUAACAAAUUUGUUACUAUGCAUAUGAUUGACAAUAUGCUGUAUAUGCAUGGUGAUUGUGCAACCAAAUCAUGUAAAACUCGUGCUCAUAUUCACUGUGUUGAUUUGUCUGAUAAAUUAUGA